Messenger RNA from Strongyloides ratti, 678 nucleotides. RefSeq lists its product as hypothetical. Bases 1 to 678 code for a protein of 225 amino acids. NCBI's taxonomy places the organism in Eukaryota, Metazoa, Nematoda, Chromadorea, Rhabditida, Strongyloididae. The transcript has 5 exons. The record is from RefSeq and is a predicted model, not a curated record.
AUGAUUAAUACUAAUGAUAAAGGGAUUAAAGAAAUAAUACAAUCAUUAUAUGUACAAUAUCAUGAAGCCUUUUCAAAAAAUGAAUUUGAUUCAGUAAACUGCCAAAUAUGUGCUAAAAAACAAUCAUAUAAACCUAUGGAUCAAAUAAAUAAAAAAUGUCCAUAUUAUAAAUGUCUAUUACAUAUGAAGAAAGAAGUCAUUGAAUUAGCCGAAAAAUUAGUUGAAUGCGGUGUAUUAACAAAAGAUGAUAUAAUUGUGGUAACUUAUACAAAUUUAUCAGAUCAUAUAGAAAUAUUAAAAAAUUUAUUAGAAGUAACAAUAAAUAAUGGUCUUAAAUUAUCACCAGAUAAAACGGUAUUGAUGGCUACAGAAACCAUAUUUCUGGGAAAUCAUAUAACUACAGAUAAAAGGAAAAUAGAUAUUUCACAUAUAACAAAAAUUUUGAAUAAAAAACGUCCUAUGACACCAGCACAAAUAGAUAAUGUAGGACUUCAUUUAUAUCAACCAAAUUUUCUAUUAGAAGUACAUUGCGAUGCAUCAUCAUAUGAAAUAGAAGGAAUGUUAUGCCAAAAAGUACCACAUAAAAAUUCAUCAAAUUCAAAUGCUUCAAUUUCAUUACCGUUAUCGUUUUAUAAUAAAACAUUGCCACCAGUAAUUAUAUAUAAAGAUUUAAUUUAA